Molecule: messenger RNA, 831 nt
Organism: Colletotrichum costaricense
Lineage: Eukaryota; Fungi; Ascomycota; Sordariomycetes; Glomerellales; Glomerellaceae
Product: transformer-SR ribonucleoprotein
Exons: 4
Coding region: 1-831 (276 amino acids)
Biological process (GO): positive regulation of mRNA splicing, via spliceosome
Cellular component (GO): spliceosomal complex
Molecular function (GO): RNA binding
Source: RefSeq, a predicted model, not a curated record
AUGGCUUCCACCGCUAUGGAUUACGAGGCCGCCAACGGCGACCGCUACGAUGGUUCGUUCUUUCUCGAUACAGACCGCCCCCCAAAGCACGACGAGGCGCUGACAGACAAACGCGACACAGACGAGGCUCCUCGUUACGAGCGCGACAACCGCAGCGCCUCCCCUCGCCCUGCGCGUGAUGACGGAGACUCUGGACGUCGUCGCUCUGCUUCGCCCUCUGGCAACGGUGACCGCGACCGCGACCGUGGCGCCAAGGAUGAGACUGGCUCCCGCGGUGGCGACCGUGACGAUGACGGCGCUAUCAACCCUGGCUCCAACCUCUUCGUCACUGGCAUCCACCCCCGUUUGACCGAGCAGGAGGUCACUCGCAUGUUCGAGAAGUACGGUGAUGUUGAGAAGUGCCAGAUCAUGCGCGACCCCCACACCAAGGAGUCUCGUGGAUUUGGCUUCGUCAAGAUGGUCACUUCUGACCAGGCCGACGCCGCUAAGGAGGGUCUGCAGGGAGAGCAGAUUGAGGGACGCACCUUGAGCAUCGAGAAGGCUCGUCGUGCUCGCCCUCGCACUCCCACCCCUGGCAAAUACUUCGGCCCCCCCAAGCGUGCCGUGACCGUCCUCCUCGCGAUGCUCCCGCCGGAGGUGCGGCUUACGCUGACGCCCCUGCCCGCUCCGAGGGUCGCUCUCGCUAAUUUCUUAACGCUCUCUUCCGGAGUCGUCAAUACGCCCGGUUUGAUGGCGACUGACGGAUCAUCCCUUUCCUCUUUCCUAGUUCGAUCGAUUACGGCGGAUAUCCCAAAAUUUGCGUCUCAUGAAGUUCUUGUGCACUACAACUAG